AUGGCCUUCUUCCAAGCUUUUUCCUGGCACGAAGGUGAAACCGCCAUCCGCAAACGAACGCGUAUCGAUUUCCGCGAAGACAACCCGACUUCUCCGUUUCUGACUCCACGUGCCGCACAUCAAGCUCAGCGUUAUCCUCUUAUUGCCAUCGGAACACUCGAUGAAGACGACCGACCGUGGUGCACAAUCUGGGGAUCAGGGGAACCACCCAUUGCGCAGCCAGUGGCCCAAAGCGUCCUCGGCAUUCGAACCAAUGUUGACGCCACUUUCGAUCCUGUUGUGGAAGCAAUAUGGAAAGGGAAAGAUGAUGGCGAAGUCAUGCGGGAAGAAGGCCAAGGCAGAAUGAUGGCCGGUUUAAGCAUCCAUCUCGAAGAAAGAGGACGGGUCAAAUUAGCCGGAAGAAUCAUCGCUGGCGCUUUGUGUGCACAUCCACAGCCUGAAGGUCACGCUGAAGACACCGAUGAAACCCAGUCCGGGAAAUCAGGCCAAAUCCAACUCGUUGUCAAAAUCGACCAGAGUCUGGGGAACUGUCCGAAGUACCUCAACAGGAAGAAAAUCACUUCGUCAAGACCGAAACCGAGACUCCGAUCUUCCUCACCUCACCUCUCGCAAAAAGCCAUCGACCUCAUCCACAAAGCCGACUUAUUCUUCCUCGCAUCCGCACACGAGCGCGAAGACAUGGACGUCAACCAUCGAGGAGGCCCGCCAGGCUUCGUCCGCGUGGAACAACCUUCCCACAUCGACGAAGGAAGCGCAAUCGUCUGGCCCGAGUACAGCGGGAAUAACUUGUACCAAACCCUCGGCAAUCUCGAAACAACACCACAUGCAGGACUGGUGAUUCCGGACUUCGACACCGGCGACGUCCUCUACGUGAGCGGCGACACCGAAACCCUUGUCGGCGCCGCAGCGAGCAGCGUCAUCGCAAGGAGCAGCCUAGCCGUCCGUCUAAAAGUUACCGCCACACGAUUCGUCGAAGACGGUCUCCCCUUCCGUGGCACGCUGAUGGACGAUGCUUCGUUGGGCCGCUCCCCUUAUAACCCUCGCGUACGGUUCUUGGCCAGCGAGAAAAAGGACGCCUUCGCCAAAGCAACGCCGGGUGAAGACGCGCCGACGACAGCACAACUCGUUCGCAAGACCAAACUCACGCCCACAAUCACACGGUACCGCGCUGCCCUUUCUGACCCUUCGGUCUUCGGACCCUGGAAACCGGGGCAAUACGUAGCGAUGGACUUCGCGGCCGAGCUCGACAUGGGCUAUUCACACAUGCGCGACGACAACCCCACGAAUUUGAAUGACGACUACAUUCGCACUUUCACCGUGUCGUCCACACCAGACUCGCUGGGCGAACACGGUGAAGAGUUCGAAAUCACGGUCCGCAAAGUCGGCCAUGUCACGUCGUGGCUCGAGUUGCAGCGCGAAGGAACCUGUGACAUCGGCAUCAGAGGAUUUGGAGGCGAAUUCUGGUUCAAUCAACCAUCCCCGGGCAGACUCAAUGGUUUCAUCGCCGCAGGUAUUGGUAUCACGCCUCUGCUCGGGCAGAUGGGCUCUUUGGAUCUUCAGAGCCUGAAAGUCUGGUGGAGCAUCGGCAUCAAAGAUGUCGGCUUGCCUCUCGAUAUCCUCACGCAAUAUCCGGCACUCAAGGACUGCAUGAUAAUCUACCUCACGGGCGACGAUUCGUUGCUUGAGGAUGAUGAUGGGAAGGCCGGGAAAUCCAAACUCCAAGCCUUCAUGGACAUGGGCGCUAAGAUCGAGAGGAGAAGAAUACAACAAUCUGAUCUGACAGGCGAAGCAGAACAAGUGGAGAAUUGGUACCUUUGCACGGCGCCGGCGAUGAGGAAGGUCGUUCAGGAUUGGAUGCCUGGCAAGACGCUGGUUUACGAGAAUUUUGAUUAUUGA
Molecule: messenger RNA, 1896 nt
Organism: Rhinocladiella mackenziei CBS 650.93
Lineage: Eukaryota; Fungi; Ascomycota; Eurotiomycetes; Chaetothyriales; Herpotrichiellaceae
Exons: 1
Coding region: 1-1896 (631 amino acids)
Molecular function (GO): oxidoreductase activity
Source: RefSeq, a predicted model, not a curated record